This is a messenger RNA of Mytilus trossulus (common blue mussel), 3054 nucleotides long. RefSeq lists its product as uncharacterized. The record is from RefSeq and is a predicted model, not a curated record. NCBI's taxonomy places the organism in Eukaryota, Metazoa, Mollusca, Bivalvia, Mytilida, Mytilidae. The transcript has a single exon. Bases 175 to 2976 code for a protein of 933 amino acids.
GUUAUUUAUACUCCCCUUUGUUGUCCCUCACAAUAUUGUGGAGUAUGGUGAUCACGAACGUCAUAAAAUAACAUUUAUAUCACGAGAAUGCACGUCAACUUUCCCAAUAGGAUUAAUUAGGAUUAUCCAACACUUUAAUUCGCUGUUAGACUUCGGCUACUGUUAUCUUAAGAAAUGUCCAUUCACGUGUGUAUCGACAGGCAGUCUGCUGUGUGUGAAGGGAAAAGUCGCGUGCAGACGUCUGCUACCGAUGUCACAAAUGUAGCGUGUACUCAAAAUAACAACAUCGAGUGUGUAAAAUGUGUGGAAGGCGAUUCGAAUAAUAGGAAGAAAUUCAACAUGCAAAAAGCGGUUUCUAAAAGAGAGCAAACUUUUGACAUGUAUGAUGCCUUGACUGACAAACUUGCUAACAAGAAAACAACAAUGAACAGAUCAAAUACUAGGACGUCUACAAGUAGUGAAAGUGUCACCAUGGAGAAAACGAUAGACAGUGCAGUGCAACCUAAAACCAAAGUAACAGAAGUGAAAAAGGGAAAGAAAAGGACCAUUGUUUUAACAAAGACCAAUAAAAACAAAGUGAACUUGAAAAGGGACGACGUUUUAACAAAGACCAAUAAAAACAAAGUGAUCUUGAAAAAGGACGACGUUUUAACAAAGACCAAUAAAAACAAAGUGAACUUGAAAAAGGACGACAUUAAGAAAGUCUCAGUUAAUUAUGCGUCUGGCAUAAGUAAGAAACCGGCAGCGAAUUCAAACUUGAUAACAAUUAUUUUGGACGAAAACAACAACUUGAAAAAUGAAUUGGGUAACAAAGAUGGCGAUAAUUCACAGAAAACUGAUAAAAAGUCUGCGAACAACGUUAAGGUGAAAAAGACGAUUAUAAAACGGAAAAAAAUCGAGAUAAAACUUAAUUUGAAACAGACAUCAAAAACAAGUGACAACAGUACCGAUAACCCUGCUAAACAAAGUGAUUCUACCUGUGACAAAGGCACAGAUAAACCGGCUUCUACCUCUACCUGUGACAAAGGCACAGAGAAACAGAUUACAACGUGUAGUGCAUUGGACAAAAAUAAGAAAUGCUUAUCCGUACGAAACAUUCAUGGUAAGAGAAAACGGAGUCGUUCCAUUAGCUCAUAUCGAGGCUCACAUUCGAAUAGUUCACAUUCAUCUAGCAGUUUUAAAUCGUCUUUCUCGGAAUCAUCGUCUUCAUCGAUAAGAAAUCGUUCUAAAAACUCUUAUUCCAGAGAUAGAGAACGAUCAUAUUCAAGGAACAGCUAUGGAUCUAGUCAAUCAUAUUCUACUGAACGGCAUCGCAGAUCAUAUUCUAAAGAACGAUAUCGCAGAUCAUAUGCAAGGGACCGUUAUUGUGAAUCAUAUUCCAGGGAACGAUAUCGAAGUUGUCGAUCAUAUUCCAGGGAAUCAUAUCGAAAACGUCGAUCAUAUUCCAGGGAACGAUAUCGAAAUCGUCGAUCACAUUCAAUGGAACGAUAUAUACACCGACGUUCAGGAUCAAAAGAAAACUUCAGACGUCGCCGAUCGUCUUCAAUAGAUACUGUUAGCAGUAGUUCUAGUGAUAGCCAGUGCUUGCAUUCAAGAUCUCGAAGUCGACGCCGACGUUCAAAUUUAAGAUCUCGUAGUCGACGCCGACGUUCUAAUUCAAGAUCUCGAAGUCGACGCCGACGUUCUAAUUCAAGGUAUCGAAGUCGACGCCGACGUUCUAAUUCAAGAUCUCGAAGUCGACGCCGACGUUCUAAUUCAAGAUCUCGAAGUCGACGCCGACGUUCUAAUUCAAGAUCUCAGAGUCGACGCCGACGUUCUAAUUCAAGAUCUCGUAGCCGACGCCGACGGUCUGGUUCAAGAUUCCGAUAUGCACGAUCAUCGAAAAGAAGAUUUUCAUCUUCGGAUAGUAUUUCAUCUCGUUCGUUUACUUCAUAUUCGUCUACCUCUGACUAUGACUAUGACUAUUUACCACUUCGAGAUUAUCCAUAUACCGAUCCUUACUACACUAUGCAUCGAUAUUCUGUGUAUUCCGAUGAUUGUUCAACAUAUUCCCGAAGUUAUUCUCGAUCCAGAAGCAGAUCCAUGUCUAGAUCUAGUUUUACAGAAUCUUCUUCAAGUUGUAAUUCGUCACCGUCUCGCUCAUCAAAACCGGAUAGUUACGCACACAAUAGCGCAUCAUGUGCGGCAAAAACGAAACCGAAAACGAAGAACCGAGCUGUUGUCUGUAAACAAACCAAAAAGAUGUUGAAUAAAAAUCCAACCUCGGGACCCAGUGUAUCCACUGCGACGUCAAAACCUAAGGUGAUUGCAUCGCUACAACCUUCUGGGGCUACAACCACCAAUCUUCCAUUGGUUAUAUCAAUAAGCGACAGCGAUGAAACAACCGACGUCCCGAAUGGAAUAAACAAUACACCCGGAAGUAGUUCUUGUGCAUCGAGAUUGAAUGCCGAUCAGACGCACACCAAUGAUCGUUCCGUGCCAAGAACGUCGAAGAAAUAUGAGUGUGGUGUCAACAAAAUAGUCGACAUACAACCGACUAAAACCGCCAUAGACGUCAUCAAAUCAGUCAACAUACAACCGACUAAAAGUGCCGUAGACAUAAAAGAGUGUAGUAGUCAACCAAGUACCGAUCGCAGGAUUGUGACCUUGACCUCUGUUCAUUCUGACAAAAACGUGAGCAAACAAAAAUGUGUUGAUACAACUAAAAUCCCGCUCAAUGCUAGCAAGACUAAAAAAACGAGUAAAAAUCAAAAUACACAUGGAAAUGUGAAAUUUAAAUUGACCAAUAAAGUACCUACGAUAUGUAACAUAGGCCGCACACAGGAUAACACUAUCAGACCUCAGACUAUCGGACCUCAGAAGAAACAAGCCAAGUAUACCGCCGAACAAUUCAGAUUGUUGAUGGAAAUUGGAAUUUGUUUACAAAAUAUUUUUAAAGAUGUUUCGGAAAAAAUCGUUGGAAAACAUUCUCAAUAGACAAAUUUACAUUAUCACGAUUACGGUGCAUACACAUUAGUCAUAUUGAGAGAAAAAAACCAUGUUUAAGUGUGAUAG